Myripristis murdjan (pinecone soldierfish) is the source of this 3567-nucleotide messenger RNA. It is a transcript of the gene prtga, whose product is annotated as protogenin homolog a (Gallus gallus). Bases 1 to 3567 code for a protein of 1188 amino acids. The record is from RefSeq and is a predicted model, not a curated record. The transcript is spliced from 19 exons. Gene Ontology annotation, biological process: cell-cell adhesion. Gene Ontology annotation, molecular function: protein binding. Lineage: Eukaryota; Metazoa; Chordata; Actinopteri; Holocentriformes; Holocentridae.
AUGGCGCCUGUCAAAAGGAAAUUAUACCAGCGUUUGCUGUUUUGUGUCGUUUUUCUUCCAAUCUCAGGUGUUUUGUGUUUUAGUGAGUUAUUUUUUAUCAAGGAGCCCCAUGAUGUCACCGUCAUGCGGAAAGAUGCUGUUAUUUUGGACUGUCAGGCGCACGGAGAGGCACCUAUUGAUGUCAGAUGGCUCAAAAAUGGGAUAAAACUGGUGGAGAGCGAGCGGAUCUACCUUCUCACCAAUGGUUCCCUUUACAUUUCGGAGGUGGAAAGCAGAAGAGGAGACAAAUCAGAUGAAGGGUUUUAUCAGUGCCUCGCUCAGAACAAGUAUGGAGCAAUCCUGAGCCAGAAAGCUCGUCUUACAAUCGCAAGUAUCUCCUCCUUUACAAUCCAACCAACAUCCAUAGUGGUGACAGAAGGCUCAGUUGCCAGGUUUUCCUGCAAAAUCACUGCACACCCUCCUCCCAUCAUCACUUGGGAGUUCAACCGGGUCACAUUACCUCUCGCCACUGAAAGAAUCACAGUCCUGCCCAGUGGUGUUCUUCAGAUCCACGGCGUGCAGCAAGCACAUGCUGGGAAUUACCGCUGCACAGCCACCAACAUCGCCAGCCGCCGACGGAGCGCAGAGGCCACCCUCACUGUUACCCCAGCUCUGCACCCCAAACUCCCCCAGAGGCCGCACAUCAUUGCUGGGCCUCAGAAUAUGACUGUGUCUCUGCACCAGAGUGCCAUCCUGGAGUGCAUGGCUACAGGAAAUCCCCGACCCCUGAUCUCCUGGAGCCGAGCCGACAGCAAAUCUAUUGAUGUUUACAACACCAAAGUGCUUGGAAACGGCAACCUUAUGAUCUCGGACAUCAAGCCCCAACAUGGAGGAGUCUACAUGUGUAGAGCCACCACUCCUGGCACACGGAACUAUACUGUGGCUGCAGCCAACAUCACUGUGCUUGCACCACCCUCCUUGGUGGAAUGGCCAGAGAGCCUGACUCGCCCACGUGCUGGCACUGCCCGCUUCGUGUGCCAGGCUGAAGGAGUCCCCACACCCCAGAUCACCUGGCUGAAGAACGGGGAGAAAAUCCACUCCAAUGGGCGCAUCAAGAUGUACAACAGCAAACUGAUUAUCAACCAGAUCAUCCCUGAAGAUGAUGCCAUCUAUCAGUGCCAGGCAGAGAACGAGCAGGGGUCCGUCCUGUCCAUGGCGAGGCUCAUCGUGGUGAUGUCAGAAGACCGGCCCAGUGCACCCAGGAACAUCCGGGCCGACACCGUGUCCAGCUCCGCCAUCCUGCUGGCUUGGGAGAGGCCUCUGUAUAACUCGGAUAAAGUUAUCGCCUACUCAGUACACUACAUGAAGGCUGAGGGCUUGAACAAUGAGGAAUAUCAAGUAGUCAUUGGCAAUGAUACAACUCGCUACAUUAUUGAUGACUUGGAGCCUGCGCGCAACUACACCUUCUACAUCGUGGCCUACAUGCCCAUGGGAGCCAGUCGCAUGUCGGACCAUGUGUUCCAGCACACCCUCGAGGAUGUUCCCCUCCGCGCCCCUGAGCUCAGCCUGACCAGUCGCAGCCCCACGGACAUCCACGUUUCUUGGCAGCCUCUCCCGGACAAACUAAGUCGUGGCCGGGUCACGGCCUACCGCUUGUCUUAUCGCACCAGUACUGAGCAUGCUGUCACACAGAUGGAGCUUCCUGGAGAGAGGACCCAGCACCUCCUGGAGAACCUGCAACCGGACACCAUCUACCUGCUGCGUAUAGUUGCCGCAACCAGUGUGGGAUGGGGUGAACAGUCAGCCUGGACCUCCCAUCGCACCCCAAAGGCCUCCAGUGCUCAAGUUCCUCUGGCACCAGAGCUGCAUUUGGAGCCCUUAAACUGCACCACCCUCCUGGUGCGCUGGCAGCUGGCACCCAGAAACUCAGCCGGCAUCCAAGGUUACCGUCUCUUCUACCACGAGGAGAGCCAGCCUGAGAGUUCCCCGAUUCAGCUGCGUGCUUCGGAUAACAGACACACCAUCGGAGGCCUUGACCCACGAAAGAAGUACCAUGUGAAGCUCCUGGCUUACAAUUUCAUUGGAGAUGGCUACCAAGCAGACCAGACUAUCAGCACGCCUGGAUGUGUCUCUGUUAGAGAUCGCCUGGUGCCCCCUCCGCCGCCACCACACCAUGUGUAUGCAGAGACUAACAGCUCAACUGCUGUAUUUCUCCACUGGGGGCGACCAGCUUUCACUUCCAGCCAUACAGUCAACUACACCAUCCGCUGCAACCCUGUUGGUCUGCAAAAUGCUUCCCUGGUGCUUUACCUGCAGACGGGAGAGCAGAGCCUCCUGGUGCGGGAUCUGGAGCCAAACACCAAGUAUGAGUUUGCAAUUCGCCUUCACAUUGACCAGCUGUCCAGCCCCUGGAGCCCCGUGGUGUAUCAGAGCACUUUCCCUGAAGCUCCCACACUGCCCCCUUCCAACGUGAAAGUGACUCUCAUUGAGGAGGACACAGCACUCGUAUCAUGGAAGCUCCCGGAUGAGCCCAACAUAGCCGUGACACAUUACACCAUCCUGUAUGCUUCCAGAAAGGCUUGGAUAGCUGGGGAAUGGCAAAUGCUGCAAAGAGAAGGGAGCAUCACCAUGGCGCUGCUGGAAAACCUGAAGCCUCAACAGGUUUACUUGGUGAAAGUUUCUGCAUCCAACGAGAUGGGUGAUGGACCGUUUUCUCACACGGUGGAGCUGGCUGUCCCUCCUGAGGGUUUAUCCUCCGGUCAUGUUCCUCGCCUCUCCCAUGGCUCCCCACACACCUCAGUCUUUUCUGAUGGCUUCUACCACCUGGACCAAAAGUCAAUGACAGGGAUCAUUGUGGGAGUCUGCAUCGCAUUGAUCUGCAUAAUCAUCUGUGCUUUCAUCAUUGUCUGUCGGGGCAAAAACAGGAAAUUUUCAGCUGUUAAGACGUACAGGCAAGGAGCUAGCACCUCUGGUGCCACUGCGCACCAUUUGGGCCCUGAUGGACAGGCUGAGAACAUGGAAGUGAUGGUUCCCAUGAUGACUGAAGACCAUUUCAUUGAUGCCAAGGGUGGAACAAAUCUAAUCAUCAACAGUCUUGGACCAGUUCUUCCCAAUAGUGAGAGGAAGAAGAAAUGGUUUUGCUUCCCCAAUGAGGAGAAAAAGAAUGUUAAGGCGGUGCAGGUGCAGAGCAGCAGACACGGAGACGCUUCGUUCAAGCCGGGUACCACGAUGCUGUGUUAUGAAGAGGAGCUGUCCACAGAUCCCCACCAGCCCACCACCCUGCAGGUGCUGCUGGGACCCCACGGCGACACCGAGGGCUCCUCCAACAGCGAGGGCAGCCAUGCCACAGGCGACUCAGGCCGUUACUCUCACGACGAGACAGAGAUGACCAACCUGUCCUCUGGUCCCAGCAGCCGGCCCUCAUCUCUGAGCACGGAGGACAGCGGGGGGUUGGACAGCAGCGCCCCGGCUCAGACAGGUCAGCUGAAAGAGAGCGGCCAGCCUGACCUGAAGGCAACAGAGGCUGCUGAGGAUGGCUGCCGUCACCAUGACACACAGAGCAGUUCUCAGCCUGCACUUUCUCUCUAA